Messenger RNA from Populus euphratica (Euphrates poplar), 1541 nucleotides. RefSeq lists its product as uncharacterized. Lineage: Eukaryota; Viridiplantae; Streptophyta; Magnoliopsida; Malpighiales; Salicaceae. The coding region runs from base 450 to 1382 and encodes 310 amino acids. The record is from RefSeq and is a predicted model, not a curated record. The transcript has a single exon. Gene Ontology annotation, molecular function: oxidoreductase activity; flavin adenine dinucleotide binding.
AGUGCCGGCUAACAAAAUUAAAAACAUGUUGAAAAUCCCUUGAAAGAUGAAGCUGGAAAUAAUACUCAUGAGGAUGAGCAUGGCCUGCCAAUAUCAGGAAUUCUAUCAAAUUAGCACCCUCAAUUAGAAACGUGAUUCAAGAAAAUUAUCUGAACAACAUCUUCUCAAACUGCAGGAAACACUUGAAUCAUCAAAAUCUGCUUCAUAGAAAACGCACACAGGGUAAAGAGCUAACAAACUCCAAUUACCUCUAAAGAUCUUGAAGAAUCAACUUCUCUCCAGAACAAAAUAUUCUAUCACGCCAACCAGUGGUAUGCUUCUUUAAGCCCUUCAUCUUCUGGUCAAGAAUAAAUAAAGAACCCUUACCUGAAACUGCACUUGAAGGGUUAUGGGAUGUUAUACUUCAAGAAAAGCUUCCUACAGUAGCAUUUACUCCUUAUGGUGGAAAGAUGAGUGAAAUUUCUGAGUCUCAGAUUCCUUUCCCUCGUAAAAAAGGUAUCCGGUUCAUGAUUUUGUACUCGGCCAAUUGGCAAGAUGCAAAGGAAAAUGUUGCAAAGCAUGUAGAUUGGACUAGGAAGGUUUACAAGUACAUGCAACCUUAUGUUUCCAAGCACAUGCAACCUUAUGUUUCCAAGCAUCCAAGGGAAACAUGUGUCAAUUACAGGGAUCUUGAUUUGGGCAUAAACAAGAGGACUAACACAAGCUUCACAGAAGCAGGUACUUCCCGGGGUCUCAAGUGCUUCAAGAAUAACUUCCAUAGAUUGGCAUUUGUGAAGGCCAAAGUUGAUCCUGACAACUUCUUCUGGUAUGAGCAGAGCAUCCCACCUCUUCCAUUUCAACUUCAAGAAAAGCUUCCUACAGUAGCAUUUACUCCUUAUGGUGGAAAGAUGAGUGAAAUUUCUGAGUCUCAGAUUCCUUUCCCUCAUAGAAAAGGUAUCCGGUUCAUGAUUUUGUACUCGGCCAAUUGGCAAGAUGCAAAGGAAAAUGUUGCAAAGCAUGUAGAUUGGACUAGGAAGGUUUACAAGUACAUGCAACCUUAUGUUUCCAAGCACAUGCAACCUUAUGUUUCCAAGCACAUGCAACCUUAUGUUUCCAAGCACAUGCAACCUUAUGUUUCCAAGCACAUGCAACCUUAUGUUUCCAAGCACAUGCAACCUUAUGUUUCCAAGCAUCCAAGGGAAACAUGUGUCAAUUACAGGGAUCUUGAUUUGGGCAUAAACAAGAGGACUAACACAAGCUUCACAGAAGCAGGUACUUCCCGGGGUCUCAAGUGCUUCAAGAAUAACUUCCAUAGAUUGGCAUUUGUGAAGGCCAAAGUUGAUCCUGACAACUUCUUCUGGUAUGAGCAGAGCAUCCCACCUCUUCCAUUUCACAUGAGAUGAAGAAUUGGAAAGACAUUAAGCUAUUAUAUAUUUUUUUACACGCAUGUUCAAUUUCCAUCUUGUAUUCUGAUUGAACCAAUGUUUUGAAGUUAUUUAGCAAUUUGACAGAAAGAAAUCCCUGCCUUGUUGCCCAAUUUCACAUUUUAUUGUUCAUUUCAA